AUGACAACACUCGACAGUUAUCAUAUUAUGAUAGUUUCAAAAUAUUUCAAAACAAUUGAAGACUAUAUUAACUUGGAAUUGGUGUGUAAGAAAUGCAUUUGUAACAUGGAAAAGUUUCAUUUCAACCCGAUUCCCCUAAGUUACAAAACGAUAAAAUACUUUCCAAACAUCGAGACACUUCAUUUAUGGCACAUGUAUGAUGAAAAUUUUGGUAAUGAGUUUCUUGUUGAUCAUCAAAAUGAUAAAUGUCACCAAAAUAUUAUUAAAUGUAACAAUGUUGUUGUAACAAAAUCGUUUUAUCAAAUUGUCGUGUGGUUUCAUGUAUAUUACCCCACAGUCGAUCAAUACAAAAAUUUAAACUUCAAAUUCAAAAAUGUUAUUUACACACAAAAUGAUCGUAUCAAAUUUGGGAAUACAAUACCAUUAUGUGUCACACAAAUUGGACUAUAUUGUUUCAAUGAAUGUCAAAAUCUGAGUAGUAUCAUAUUACCAUCAAAUGUCACAUCACUUGGGUUUGGGUGUUUUAGUUGUUGUAAAUAUUUAAGUAAUAUAGUUAUACCAACCAGUGUCAUAUCAAUUGACGAUUAUUGUUUUUAUGAGUGUAGAAGUUUGAGUGAUAUAACAAUACCUAUAAAUGUGACUACAAUUGGUGAUUAUUGUUUUAGUAAAUGUAAUUGCCUUAGCUAUGUUAAUAUUCCAUCUAAUGUCAUCUCAUUGGGUUUUGAGUGUUUUGAUGGAUGUAGUAGUCUAAGCAGUGUGGUAAUACCGUUAUGUUAUACAUCAAUUGAUGAAAAUUGUUUUCCAGCAAAUACCAAAAUUUAUGAUCCAAAUGGUCUAGUUAACCGAUUUAUUGUGUCAAAGUCGCAAUAUAUUUAA
This is a messenger RNA of Entamoeba invadens IP1, 876 nucleotides long. RefSeq lists its product as hypothetical. The record is from RefSeq and is a predicted model, not a curated record. Bases 1 to 876 code for a protein of 291 amino acids. The transcript has a single exon. NCBI's taxonomy places the organism in Eukaryota, Evosea, Mastigamoebida, Endamoebidae.